GAAGAUUUCUUCAUCUUAAGCAACGACGUUUAACAUAUUCUACCCGUAAUGUCGUUCACCUACCAGCGGCUUCGUUCGCCAGUAACUUUCUGCUAACGUUGUCAUGGAAGUGUCCUCUCCACCGCACUUGGCCCCACCCCCCGUCCCCUGCAGCAUGGCCGAAGACUCCAUGGAAAUAGACGACUCUCUUUACAGCCGCCAGCGUUAUGUGUUGGGAGACAGCGCCAUGCACCAGAUGGCCCAAUCGGCGGUGUUCCUCAGUGGAUUGGGAGGGCUGGGUAUAGAGAUUGCAAAGAAUAUUGUCCUUGCUGGUGUGAAGGCAGUCACCCUUCAUGACACAAAGGAAUGUCAAACUUGGGAUCUGGGUUCCAACUUCUUCAUUCUCAAAGAAGACGUGUCGAACCAGCGGAAAAGGGCAGAAGCCGUUUGUCCUCGAGUUGCAGAGUUGAACCCUCACGUCCAUGUCGACAUGUCCGUCUCCCCUCUGGACGACAACACGGAUCUCAGCUUUUUCCAAAAGUAUCAGUGUGUCAUCCUGACGGAAGCCAGAUUGAGUCUUCAGAAGAGGGUGAAUGAUUUCUGCCACUCACAGAGUCCUCCCAUCAGAUUCAUUGGCUGUGACACAUAUGGCAUCUGUGUGCGGGUCUUCUGUGACUUCGGAGAAGAGUUUGAAGUGUCCGAUCACACUGGGGAAGAACCCAGGGAGAUUUUCAUCCAAAGCAUCACUAUGGCGAACCCUGGCGUUGUAACCUGCCUGGACAACCAACCUCACGGACUUCAGACAGGCCAGAGUGUUGUCUUCAGAGAGGUCCACGGCAUGGUGGAGCUCAAUGGCACUGCAAGACCCGUUACAGUCCUUUCCCCGCACAGUUUUACCAUCGGAGACACAUCCCAACUACAAGCAUAUGCACAUGGCGGUUUCUUUGUCCUCCUGAAAACCCCAAAGAUUUUCAAAUUUGAAACGAUGGCGAAACAGUUGUGGGAUCCUCAGGUCUUGACUCCAGACUUCAGUAAACCACAGGCCCCACUGCAAAUCCAUGCAGCCAUGUUGGCUCUGGACACCUUCCAGGAGCAGCACAAUAGACUUCCCAACACUGGCUGCUUACAGGAUGCCGACCUUCUCCUGAAGCUAACAGAGGAAAUUAAUGCAACACUCAGGAACAAGGCUCCCAUGGAUGCCGAGUUGGUGCAGUGGUUGUCCAGGACGGCCAGAGGGACCCUUCCUCCAUUGGCGGCAGCUGUUGGAGGGCUCGCCAGCCAGGAGGUUCUUAAGGCUAUUACAGGAAAGUUUGCACCGCUACAGCAAUGGUUUUAUCUGGAUGCCAUCGAGGUAGUGAAACCUCUUCGGACCCUGCCUGCUGAUGAGUUUCUUCCUCGCGGAGACCGCUAUGAUGGACUGCGAGCUUGUAUCGGGGAAUCACUUUGCGAAAAGCUGCAUAAACUCAGGGUUUUUAUGGUUGGCUGCGGUGCCAUAGGCUGUGAAAUGCUGAAAAACUUUGCCCUGCUCGGAGUGGGAUUGACCAAGAGUUUAGGAGAGGUGUGCAUCACAGAUCCAGACCUCAUAGAAAAGUCUAACCUGAAUAGACAAUUCCUCUUCAGACCACAACAUAUACAGAAACCAAAGAGUACAACAGCAACAGAAGCCACCCUGAAAAUCAACCCGGAACUGCAGGUGGACGCUCAUCUCAACAAGGUGUGUCCGGCUACGGAGGGCAUCUACAGUGACUCCUUCUACUCCCGGCUCAACCUGGUAGUCACCGCGCUGGACAAUGUGGAGGCUCGCAGAUACGUGGACAGCCGCUGUGUUUCCAACCAGACAGCUCUCCUGGACUCCGGCACCAUGGGCACCAAAGGACACACAGAAAUAAUUGUGCCAAAUUUGACAGAGUCCUACAACAGCCACCGAGACCCACCAGAAGAGGAGAUCCCAUUCUGCACCCUAAAGUCCUUCCCAUCGGUCAUAGAACACACCAUCCAGUGGGCCAGGGACAAGUUUGAGAACGCCUUUGUCCAGAAGCCCUCCAUGUACAACUCCUUCUGGCAGACACACACAUCGGCUGAAUUGGUGCUACAGAAGAUGCAAGCUGGGGACAGUUUGGAGGGGUCAUUCCAAGUCAUUAAACUGCUGAACAGGCGACCCCACCAUUGGCAACAGUGCAUUGUCAUGGCUCGGCUCAAAUUUGAAAAGUAUUUCAAGAGAAAGGCUUUGCAGCUUCUGCGCUCUUUCCCUCUGGACACCAGGCUAAAAGAUGGAAGUUUGUUUUGGCAGUCCCCCAAAAGACCACCAGCCCCCAUUGAAUUUGACCUAAAAGACCCCAUGCACUUCAGCUUUAUCGUCAGCACCGCCCGACUCUUUGCUGGCAUUUACAACAUUCCUUACUCUGAUAGGGAUCUCUGUGAGGAGGCUGUGGGGAGAAUUAUCUCCGUUGUUAAGAUCCCAGAGUACCUGCCCUUGGUCAAAUCCAUAGAGACUGACGAGGCUGCUAAGAAGCCUGAUCAGUUGAAGAUGCCUCUAAGUAGUGAGGAAGAGAGGGAGGCCAUCAGGCAGCUGCAGCAAGCCAUUACUGGCGACGGCGCCAAGCCAGAGAUGUUACGGAUGACGGCGCUGGAGUUCGAGAAGGACAACGACAGCAACGGCCACGUGGACUUCGUCACGUCGGCGUCCGCCCUCAGGGCCAACAUGUACUCCAUUGAGCCCGCUGACCGCUUCAAGACCAAACGCAUCGCUGGCAAGAUCAUCCCCGCCAUCGCCACGGCAACGGCCGGCGUGGCAGGACUGGUGGCGCUGGAGCUGAUCAAGAUCGCUGGAGGCUACGGCUUUGAAUCUUUGAAGAACUGCUUUUUCAACUUGGCCCUUCCUGUGGUGGUGUUUACUGAGCCUGCUCCCGUCAAGCGGACUCUCAUUAGAGACGACAUUUACUUCUCCAUCUGGGACUGCUGGACCAUCACCGGCCACCAAGACUUCACCCUGUCAGAGUUCAUCAAUGCAGUCAGGGAGAAGUACGGAAUUGAACCCACGAUGGUGGUCCAUGGUGUGAAGAUGAUCUUCGUGCCGGUUAUACCAGGACACACCAAGAGACUUAAACUGACGAUGCAAAAACUUAUCAAGCCGACAGCGGGUCGCCAAUACGUGGACCUCACCGUGUCCUUUGCUCCCGAGAACGACACGGACGAAGAUCUCCCUGGUCCUCCUGUCAGGUACUACUUCUCCCCCCACGGACACACCACCUGACAUCUCCUCCUCAUCAACACCAAUGUAACAUACAUGUACUGGACUGGUGGAAACACUCUGAAGUGGUCCCAGCGCACGCACGCACGCACGCACACACACACACACACACACACACACACACACACACACAGUUUGCUUUGCGGGGCCAGAGCAACAUGGACUUCCUGGGUAGCAUAAAGUGCACGUGUGUGCGCACGUGUUCUGUGCUGAUGAUGAAUUGUACAUGUGCGCCGGUGCUGAUGCCUUAAUCGCGAUCAUUAAAAGCCUUUUCCUUGGUGGCUCUGAGCCUCUCAGAAGUAUGACUUGGACUCCCAGUGACAUGCCGCCGUUGUUUGAUUCAAAACACAAGGCACUUAUCAACCAUGUUUUCAUUUGAGCAUCAGCACUAAACUUUUCUCCUUUUCCUUCGUGCCAAAUGUCUGUGUAUUGUGUACAUGAUGAGCGGUCCUGUGGAAUACUUUCCGUAUCUUGGAGAAAAAAAACAAAAUUUCUACAGAAUCAUGAUCGCAGCAAAAUGAUUUGCAAAUGCGCGUCUCAAUCUGUGUGUGUAAUCCAUUUCAUGUGUUGUUGAACUAAAGUGUGUCGGUAUUAGGAUUUGUCUGAGGAAGAAAAAUUAUCUUGUCCGUCCGUAUUUCUUCGAUUGUUGUUUUGCAGUGAGAGAAUUGUGUGCACGUGUAAAGCAAUCUGUGUCUUAAGUUGUGUGUACGUAAACAAAUGUGUGUGUCUGUAAUCAGAUUUGGGUGAAGCAGGGACCCUGAUUAACGCGACAAAUUGCUCUCUUUCUGCCGUUUAGGUUGUGUAUGUGUAUUCAGGUGUGUGUACGUGUAUUCAGUUUGUGUGAAACAGAAACCCUAAUUGUGUAACACGUGAUUUUUGCUAAGUUUCUGCUUUGAAAGAAUUGUUUGUAUCUAGAUGUGUGUAUGUGUACAGCAAUUUUUGUCUUAAGUUGUGUGCGUGUAUGAAAAUGUGUCCGUAAUCAGAUUUGGGUGAAGCAGGAACCCCGAUUAACUGUUAACACAUGGCAUGUUGCUACCUUUCUGCCGUUAAAGUUGUGUAGGUGUAUUCGUAUUUAUGUGAAACAGAAACCCUGAUUGUCUGUUAACACCAGAUUUUUGCUAAGUUUCUGCCUUGAAAGAAUUGUUUGUAUUUAGGUGUUUGUAUGUGUAAAGCAAUUUGUGUAUCAAGUUGUGUGUGCGUAUGAAAAUGUGUGUCUGUAAUCAGAUUUGGGUGAAGCAGGAACCUGAUUAACUGUUUACACAUGAUAUGUUGCUACCUUUCUGCCGUUAAGUUAUGUACGUGUAGUCAGAUUUAUGUGAAACAGAAACCCUGAUUGUCUGUUAACACCUGAUUUUUGAUAACUGUCUCUUCCUUGAAAGAAUUGUUUGUGUUUAGAUGUGUGAAUGUGUAAAGCAAUUUGUGUCUCAAGUUGUGUGCCCGUAUGAAAAUGUGUGUCUGUAAUCAGAUUUGGGUGAAGCAGGAACCUGAUUAACUGUUUACACAUGACAUGUUGCUACCUUUCUGCCGUUAAGUUGUGUACGUGUAGUCUGAUUUAUGUGAAACAGAAACCCUGAUUGUCUGUUAACACCUGAUUUUUGCUGAGUUUCUGCCUUUAAAGAAUUGUUUGUAUUUAGGUGUUUGUAUGUGUAUAGCAAUUUAUGUCUGUAAUCAGAUUUGGGUGAAGCAGGAAUGGUGAUUAACAGCAGAAAGGUAGCAACAUGUCAUGUGUAAACAGUUAGAGUUGUGUACUUGUAUUCCGAUUUAUGUGAAACAGAAACCCUAAUUGCCUUACACAUGAUUUUUGCUAAGUUUCUGCCUUGAAAGAAUUGUUUAGAUGUGUGUAUGUGUAAAACAAUUUGUGGCUUAAGUUGUGUGCGCGUAGGAAAAUGUGUGUCUGUAAUCACAUUUGGGUGAAGCAGGAACCCUGAUUAACUGUUUACACGUGACAUGUUGCUAUCUUUCUGCCGUUGUGUAUGUGUAGUCAGAUUUAUGUGAAACAGAAACCCUGAUUGUCUGUUAACGCAUUGUUUGUAUUUAGGUGUUUGUAUAUGUAAAGCAAUUUAUGUCUGUAAUCAGAUUUGGGUGAAGCAGGAAUGCUGAUUAACAGCAGAAAGGUAGCAACAUGUCAUGUGUAAACAGUUAGUUCUGUAUGUGUAUUCAGAUUUAUGUGAAACAGAAACCCUAAUUUUUGCAAAGUUUCUGCCUUGAAAGAAUUGUUUGUGUUUAGAUGUGUAUGUGUAAAGCAAUUUGUGUCUGCGCAUGAAAAUGUGUUUCUGUAAUCAGAUUUGGGUGAAGCAAGAACCCAGAUUAACUGUUUACACAUGGCAUGUUGCUACCUUUCUGCCGCUAAGUUGUGUACAUGUAUUCAGAUGUGUGUAUGUGUAAAGCAAUGUUUCUAAGAGUUGUGUGUGAAGCAGGAUCCCUGAUUGACUGUCUUUCUAGCUGUGACUUUUUGCUACGUUUCUGCCAUUAGAGUUGUGUAAAAGAAUCUGUGUGGGUAAAAAAUAAGUCUGUAAUCAGAUUAGUGUGAAGGCAGGAACUCUGAUUGGCUGUCUGUUUGCACGAGCCUUUUGUGACCCAGCUGCCGUGUAAGAGUUGUGUGUCCACGCAGCAACCCCAACUUGGGUCUGUACCGUCACCUCGCCUCUCUUGGUACUCGCCACUAGUCGGCGCUGUUGGUGACGGAGUUUAGAACAUGUCUAAUGGACGUCCAUGUCAGUAAUGUGAUGACAACACUACACACAUCUGCAUACACAACUCUAAUGGCAGAAACGGUAGCGAAAAAACAACAAUCGAGGGAAUACGGACAGAGAUGUUUUUUUGCCCAGAGACAAAUCCCAAUAGGGACAACCUAGAACACACACAUUGAAAUACAGACACACAAAUACAUUUGUGUUGCACAAACAGACUUUCACUUUGUUUUAUUUGCUGCAAAAUGUCUCUUGUAGGAGAAAACAUCGACUAAAUGUCACAUGACUGCUGUCAAACAACAUGAAUAAAUAUUAUCUUUCA
This is a messenger RNA of Nerophis ophidion (straightnose pipefish), 6241 nucleotides long. It is a transcript of the gene uba6, whose product is annotated as ubiquitin like modifier activating enzyme 6. The transcript has 32 exons. Gene Ontology annotation, molecular function: SUMO activating enzyme activity. Gene Ontology annotation, biological process: protein sumoylation. The coding region runs from base 104 to 3232 and encodes 1042 amino acids. Gene Ontology annotation, cellular component: SUMO activating enzyme complex; cytoplasm. The record is from RefSeq and is a predicted model, not a curated record. Lineage: Eukaryota; Metazoa; Chordata; Actinopteri; Syngnathiformes; Syngnathidae.